GCAACAACUCCAACAACACCACCAACUACAACACCUACCCCAACAACAACUCCAACACCAACCCCUACAACUACAACGCCAACUCCAACAACAACACCAACCCCAACAAUAACUACAACACCUUCAACAACUACAACACCGACACCAACUCCAACAACAACACCAACAACAACUACAACACCUACCCCAACAACAACUACAACUCCUACAACUACAACUCCAACAACAACACCAACCCUCACAACAACUACAACACCGACACCUUCAACAACUACAACACCAACCCCAACUACAACCCCAGCUACAACCCCUACCCCUACAACAACAACACCAACACAAACUACAACACCUACCCCAACAACAACUACAACCCCUACAACAACAACACCAACUCCAACAACAACACCAACCCUCACAACAACACCGACACCUUCAACAACUACAACACCAACCCCAACUACAACCCCUACCCCUACAACAACUUCAACUCCAACAACAACUACCACACUAACCCCGACAACAGCUACAACAACAACAACAACACCAACCCCGACAACAACAACACCAACCCCGACAACAGCAACAACUCCAACAACAACUAAAACUACAACCCCUACAACUACAACACCAAGUCCGACAACAACUACAACACCAACCCCUACAACUACAACACCAGCUCCAACAACAACACCAACCCUAACAACAACUACAACACCAACACCUUCAACAACUACAACACCAACCCAUACUACAACCCCAACUUCAACAACAACACCAACCCCGACAGCAACUACAGCACCAACAACAACACCAGCCCCGACAACAGCAACAACUCCAAAAACAACACCAACUACAACACCUACCCCAACAACAACUCCAACACCAACCCCUACAACUACAACACCAACUCCAACAAUAACUACAACACCUUCAACAACUACAACACCGACAACAACUCCAACAACAACAACAACACCAACAACAACUACAACACCUACCCCAACAACAACU
Messenger RNA from Limanda limanda (common dab), 1011 nucleotides. RefSeq names its product mucin-2-like. NCBI's taxonomy places the organism in Eukaryota, Metazoa, Chordata, Actinopteri, Pleuronectiformes, Pleuronectidae. The transcript has a single exon. The annotation marks the transcript as partial. The record is from RefSeq and is a predicted model, not a curated record.